Chilo suppressalis (striped riceborer) is the source of this 486-nucleotide messenger RNA. Lineage: Eukaryota; Metazoa; Arthropoda; Insecta; Lepidoptera; Crambidae. The record is from the annotation of a GenBank genome assembly.
AUGUUUGCAAAUUUAAAUUCUACAGCAAUCUUCUGCUUUUAUGAAGUGAAAUCGAUAUAUUUAGAUCUUUUCUGCACGUUUUACUUCAGUUUUACAAUGCAGAUAUUCGUAAAAACCCUAACGGGGAAGACCAUCACCCUAGAGGUGGAGGCUUCCGACACUAUAGAAAAUGUGAAAGCCAAGAUUCAAGAUAAAGAGGGUAUUCCUCCUGAUCAACAACGAUUGAUCUUUGCUGGUAAACAAUUGGAAGACGGCCGCACACUUUCUGAUUACAAUAUUCAGAAAGAAUCUACUCUUCACUUGGUGUUAAGGCUCAGAGGAGGUACUAUUGAACCUUCUCUGCGUAUUUUGGCUAUGAAGUACAACUGUGACAAGAUGAUCUGUCGCAAGUGCUAUGCUCGUCUUCAUCCACGUGCUACCAACUGCCGCAAGACCAAGUGUGGCCAUACCAAUAACCUCCGCCCCAAGAAGAAGAUCAAGGAUUAG